AUGGAUCCCAGUGCCACAUCGCCGAAGUACGAACGUCGCCCAUUUUCAAUCAAACUGUGGCCCCCUAGCGAAAACACGAGGCAGAUGCUUGUGGAUCGGGUAACCAGAAAUUUCACUUCGCAGUCGAUUUACGCUCGAAAGUAUGGGAACCUGGGGAAAGAGGAAGCCGAGGAGAAUGCAAAAAGAAUCGAAGCUGUUGCCUUCGAAGCUGCAAGCCAACAAUACGAGAAUGAACCAGACGGCGAUGGAGGUUCUGCUGUACAGCUUUAUGCUAGACAGUGCAGUAAGCUUAUUCUGGAUGUCCUGAAAAGAGGCCCUGCGUUAAAUGAAGACAUGGAAGAUCUGCCAUCCGAGGAAGGAGACCGUGUCCCUAAAGAUGGCGUGGAAGUCACCACACCACCUCCCGAGACGUUCUUUGACAUAUCCAAGGGCUCAAGAUCUUUCAUAGGAGCAGAGGAGACUGAGGAAAUUCUGAAGCCAUUGAAGGAGCCUGGGAACUCUUAUUCAAAGAUAUGCUUAAGCAACAGGAGCUUUGGUCUAGAAGCUGCUCGUGUUGCUGGACCGGUUCUGGAAUCCAUCAAGGAUCAGUUAAAUGAAGUCGACUUGUCUGAUUUCAUUGCUGGAAGGCCAGAGGACGAAGCUCUUGAGGUCAUGACCAUCUUCUCCACUGCACUGGAAGGCAGCAUCCUGAGAUCUCUGAACCUCUCAGACAAUGCUUUGGGUGAAAAGGGUGUCAGGGCAUUUGAGGCACUUCUCAAGUCACAGAGUUGCCUUGAAGAGCUCUACUUGAUGAAUGAUGGCAUUUCGGAGGAAGCUGCACGAGCAGUUUGCGAACUGAUUCCAUCUACUGAGAAACUCAAGGUCCUUCGUUUCCAUAACAACAUGACUGGCGAUGAAGGAGCGCUUGCGAUUGCUCAGGUUUUGAAGCACUGCCCUUUGCUUGAGGACUUCCGAUGUUCGUCCACAAGGGUAGGUGCAGAAGGUGGAGCUGCUUUGUCAGAAGCACUCGAGUCUUGCACUAAGCUGAAGACAUUAGACCUCCGAGACAAUAUGUUUGGGAUUGAAGCUGCAGUUGCUCUUGCCAAAGCAAUUCCUAAGCUUCCUUCCUUGACUGAGAUAUACCUGAGCUAUUUAAACUUGGAAGAUGAAGGUGCUACAGUCAUAGCAGAUGCACUCAAGGACUCAGCUCCAUCACUUGAAGUCCUUGACAUGAUGGGAAACGACAUAACUAUUGAAGCUACUCCGAGUAUCGCUGCCUGUAUUGCAUCGAAGCAGAACCUGAAGAAGUUGAACUUGGAUGAGAACGAACUCAAGGACGAAGGUGCUGUGCAUAUUGCAAAAGCCUUGGAAACGGGCCAUUCGCAGUUGAAGCAAGUGGAUGUGAACACCAACUCCAUUGGAAGGGCAGGUGCUCGGGUGUUGGCUAAGGUUGUGGUUCAGAAGCCUGAGUUUGAUUUGCUGAAUAUCAACGGGAAUUUCAUCUCCGACGAAGGGAUUGAUGAGGUGAAGGAGCUUUUUGCAAAGUUUCCUGGUAAGCUUGGGCCGCUUGAUGAGAAUGAUCCUGAUGGAGUAGGAGACGCUGAAGAAUCUGACGAGGAGGGUGAUGGCGACGAUGAUCAUGAGUUGGAAUCGAAGUUGAAGCAUCUUGAGGUCAAUGAAGAGGAUUAG
Linum tenue is the source of this 1668-nucleotide messenger RNA. The record is from the annotation of a GenBank genome assembly. Lineage: Eukaryota; Viridiplantae; Streptophyta; Magnoliopsida; Malpighiales; Linaceae.